Symbiodinium necroappetens is the source of this 415-nucleotide messenger RNA. The record is from the annotation of a GenBank genome assembly. Lineage: Eukaryota; Dinophyceae; Suessiales; Symbiodiniaceae.
GCUGGACGUAGGCACUACGCAGAUCACACAGCGGCGACCGCAGAGCUCCUUCAGAUGUCGCCGCCCAGGCAAUGCAUACCGAGCGUCCAGCUGCUGAUGCUGCGGCAGCUGGCCGAGGAGCUCUCCGAGCAACUGGAUGUGGCGCGCAAGCAGCAGCGGCACAGCGACGCUUCUCAGGCGACCACAUGCCCUUCGGAUGGAGGGCCGUCUCCGGAGGAUUUUCCAGAGGCACGAGAGGAGCAGCCAGAGGAAGAGUCCGACAUUCAUCGGCCGUCCAUCGCGAAAUUAUCGCUUCCAGAGCGGAUGACUCCGCCGCCAUCACCAUCAAACCGCAGCAGCGAGCUGCGCGGAAACCCUUUUGAUGGGCUGCCUGUGCAUCAGUCCACAGGAUCACAAAGUUCCUCCUUCGAACAUG